UCACCACCAACAAACACACAGAGACACCUGUACACACACAGACAUGUACAUACACACACAGAAACAUAAACAUGUACACACAGGCACAGAGACACAUGUACACAUACACACAUAGAAACAUGUACAUACACACACACAUACAGAAACAUGUAAAACACACACACAGACAUAUGUAUACACACACAGGCACGUCCAGACACGCAUACACACAGAUACAUGUACAUACACAGAAAUACACACGCACAGACACAUGUACAUACACACAGACACAUGUACAUACAUACACAGACACAUGUACACACAGACACAUGUACGUACAUACACACAAACACACAGACACAUACACAUGUACAGAUACACACACGUACACACACAUAAAAAGUUGCAGUACUUUGUUGUUCACUUCACAGAGCCGGGUACUUCACUCUAGGGGGAGACAGAGAGCACAGCACGCACUCCUUCCUUUGCUUUCACUGCACUCAGCUAUUGAGCAGUCUGACAGCUCCCAGUGCCAAUGACAGAUCCGACCUGAGCUCCAAGCCUGCUCAGCAAGAUGGCCCAGGGGGGGACACUCACCCCCACCAUAAUUUCCACUCGCCAUUGGCGAGCAGGCGAGUGGACAUUUCAAGC
Molecule: messenger RNA, 630 nt
Organism: Staurois parvus
Lineage: Eukaryota; Metazoa; Chordata; Amphibia; Anura; Ranidae
Source: the annotation of a GenBank genome assembly